CCGCGUAAGCAGCCAUGUGAGACGGGAUUACGGUAAUCAUUAAAUCAAUGAAGUGUGUUCGAAAUGACGACUUGUUGUCUUACGGCGAUGCUGAUUGUAAAUCUAGUUUGACAUUGUUAGCGGAUAGAUUCACGAACUGGGCAGGAAAUCCUUGCAUUGAGAGAUUUAUGUUCUAGUGGCAGUGCUUUCUGUUAAGUCUUUUGCUUCUGUUGAGUUCUGACAGUCACGACAUAAACAAAGAAUAUGGCUGCAAAUCGAAGAAAUGCUGAUUCCAGGAACGGGAAAUCUUCUGAGCGGUCUUCUUAUUCCAAAUACAAGUCUAGUAAACGACAGCAACAAGACGUUACAGAGAAGACAUCUGCAUGGUCCAUAUCAAAUAUGGCCCGUUCGUGUUUUAUUUUUGCACUGGCCAUUGGAAUAUCGUAUUUCCACAGAAAUCAUAUAGCAGGAAUGUUUGAACGAGAUCGUCAUUUUUCCCAUCUGUCAUCAUUAGAACGAGAAAUAUCAUUUAGAACUGAGAUGGGUUUAUAUUAUUCAUAUUUUAAAACAGUCAUCGAGACACCUACAUAUUUAGAGGGUAUUUAUGCUGUAAGCCAUGAUAAUAUUACAGAAUAUCCAGAUACCAUCAACACAUUAAAACGAUUUAAUUUGUACCCUGAGGUCGUUAUAGGAGGAUUAUAUCGACUGUAUGAAGGAGUCAACGCCCAUUUAGGAUAUCAGACGAAACAGUGUUGGACUGUGAAUCGAGGUGAAGGUCUCUCACCUGUACCAAGUUGUGAAGGUCUUGGUGAUCCAGCCUAUUUUUAUGUAGAAACAGUUUUUACGUUAAAUGGUGCCAUGAUGGGAUUAUUUUUUAUAUUUGGUACAUAUCUAAGUGGAAGUUUAUUUGGUGGUAUUAUAACAGUUGUUUGUUUUAUCUAUAAUCAUGGUGAGGCAACACGUGUUCAGUGGACUCCACCAUUAAGAGAAAGUUUUGGUUAUCCAUUCCUUGUGUUAGAAAUGUUGAUUAUUACUCAUGUUUUAAGAUUAAAAGAUCCAGGACUAUUGAAAUACUCUUUACUAAUAGCUUCUGCUUGUGUGCCUUUUAUGCUCUUCUGGCAGUUUGCCCAGUUUGCAUUGUUGACACAGACUAUAUCAGUAUUUGGUGUUUAUGUUUUGCAAUUUAUAGAUAAGCGUAAAAUAAAAGUUAUUUUAAUCGGACAAAUGUUAGGGUUAUUAAUUAGUUAUAUACUAUUGUUUAGAAAUGAAAUGUUACUCACAUCAUUCUAUGCCUCUUGCCUGUUAACAGUCAUGCUAAUAGUAUUUUUAGAACCAGUAUUAAAUAUUUUACGAUUACGUAUAUUAAUCUGGAUUGGUCAAGGUGUUUUGUUAUGUGGUUGUACAGUCGGAUGUAAAUUAUUACUAGCUAAAUUAUUCAACGUACAAGAUGAUAAACAUAUAGGUGAUAUAUUUCGCAGUAAAUUUUCUGAUUUCCGUAAUUUCCACACCAUGUUGUAUAUCUGUGCUGCGGAGUUUGACUAUAUAGAUAAAACAACUUUUAUUUUGCUGAUUAAGACAUUGUUAAUACCAUCAGCAGUUAUAGCUAUACUAGCCAUUACAUUUAUGCUAUUGAAAAGAGAAUAUGAGGAAAGGAAAAAUACAGAUUCUAUAGAAAAUUCUUCUAGUAAAGAUAACAAAAGUUCAUCUAAACAUAAAGAACAUGCAGAGCUUGUAUACCAUGUGUUUCAAACGUUGGCGUUUACAGCAAUGGCUGUUUGUAUAAUGAGAUUAAAAUUAUUUUUCACGCCCCACCUGUGUCUAAUGACCUCUUUAUUAGCCAGUAGAGAUAUAUUUAGUUGGAUUGGUAGAAAGGAAUGGCAUUUUGCAUUAUUAGCUCUACUCGUAGCUGGUUCCAGUUAUCAAGGUUUAGCAAACUAUAAAAAACAGAUGGGCAUAUUAGGAGAGUUUAAUAAUGUACCCAUGGAAGAACUUAUAGAAUGGAUAACUACCCAAACACCACACAAUGCUGUAUUUGCUGGUCCCAUGCCAACAAUGGCUACUGUGAAGCUUUGUACAAAACGUCCAAUUGUUAAUCAUCCACAUUAUGAAGAUGCUGGUUUAAGAGCAAGAACAAUGAAAGUAUACAGUAUGUAUAGUAGAAAACCAGAGGAGCUAGUCCAUCAGUAUCUCCUCGAUUUACAAGUAGAUUACGCGAUUUUAGAAAAUUCUUGGUGUGUAAGAAAAACAAAGCCUGGUUGUAUGAUGCCAGAGAUCUGGGAUAUUGAAGAUGUAGAGAAUAGGGGGAAAACACCAGUGUGUACAAAACUCAAAGAAAAACCAGGACCAUAUUUUAAACGAGUUUUUCGUAACAUAUUCUACGAUGUUUUAAAAGUCUUAAAAUCAUAAUAUUGUAUAUAGUUGUUUAUUUUUGUGGUAUGCAUGGCUUCAGUUUUAAUCAUAUCAACACAAGCAUUUAAUUGAAAAUUGAAAUUUUUCUAUUUAUUCUUUAUACACAUUAUCACAGUUUUUAGCCAUGUACUGUAUUUCAUUACAAAUUGCUGCCAUAUUUUUCUGCAUAAAUAUAGUUAAAGAUGUUUGUAUUAUUCUGUACUCAUCUUUAUGUGCCAAUGAAGGCCUGCAAAACUUGUAAAAAUAUAGCAACCAACACAAAACCCACAUCGCCUUGUAUCCCCUUAAUAAAUCAUUUAAAGAAAAAACUGCAAUUGAAGACCCCAACUUGCCAGAAUUAAAACCAUACACAAUACACGUUGGAAUCUGUUGAUAUUAAAUCACCAUUUUCAAGGUAAUUUCUUGUAGAAGCUAGCCUAUUAAUAGGCUUACUCAGAUGUGAUUUAUUACCUAAUAGUACAUAUUUUUACCUUGUGUUAGAGUGGAAGUGUCCACUAAGUGUCGGUGGGGGUUUUAUUCCUAAAUAUUUAUUAGCAAAAUAGAAGAGAAAGUUAGUCAUGAGGUGUAUAUUCCCCUUGUCUUAAAAUAUAUCAAAUAAUUAAUAUUUUUAGCAGGUGUUUCAAUUCAAUCCAGUCUAUUCUGCAUGUUUGUUUUCGUUAUUUUGUAUUCAGAUAUCCUAAAUGACAUAAUAACAACAGUUUAUACCAUGGUUGCUGUUUUGCCUGUAUAUGCUGAACUUUACUGAGGGUAAUAACUAUUACUAAUAUUUCAGGAUUGAUUAAUUAAAUGAUCAAACCCUUUAUGGUGUAAUACACCUACCUCAAUUGAUUACCUACUUAAUUUACCUUGCUUGACUACCUUUGUCUGCCUUGCUUGACUUCCUUAAUCUACACGAUUUUCUUUAUAUCUUAAUCCUGAAAAUAAUUCAUAUUUUUGACUUAAGAGAUAUAUAUUUGAUCAAUCUGACUUGUUGUGCAUUGAAGUAUACUGUUUAAAAUGUACUGUAUUCCAUUUUCAUUUUGUUUUUUGAUACAAGCAAUUUUCUGUUUGGAACAUUCUAGUCAUCUAUAUGUACUUACUUCAAAUAUUUAUUUCAUUUUUUGUUUCUAUAUUAUCAAAAUAAAUAUCACAUGUUUUUUUACGAUUAUAUCAGAAUUAUUUUCAUAAUAAAUUGAAUGAUGUUGUAAUGAAAAAAAUUACUGAUGGUAAUCUAUGGCCGUAUUUAUCAAACUUCCUAUGCUCUUUAGGAUUAACUUCGCUUAAUGCGGAAAUUGCAAAUUUUCUAAGAAAGUCAAAACAUAAUUAUUUCUAUGUCUUUUGCUCAAUAGGUUGUCAACUCACAACUAUACGAUCAGAGGUGUCAUUCUCACAACUCAUUUACACAGGAAAUAAUAACACAAUUACCUCCCAAUUACCUCCCUUGUUUUCUGUUCUCCACCAUGGAGUAGCUUUUUCAAACGUUUGAAAAUGAAGAGGAAAAUGAUAUUUUUGCCAAUUUCUCAGCUGGCAAUAGUGAAUUAUAGGAUUAAUAGGAUUAUUCUUUAACAAGGUAGGACUGUUUAUGGAUACCAUCUAUUUUCAGGCUUUAUUUUAAUAAAUUUUAAAAAUAUAACUUAAAAUUUGCAAUUUCCGCUUUAAGGUUUAGUAAUUUGACUGAAAUUUUCAAUAGAUUCAUUUUUCUUUAUCUAUUUUUAAACUAUUAUAGCAAAGAAUGACCAGCUCUUUAUGAAGGGUUGGGCAUUAAAGGGAGGUAAUUAUUUUAUCAAAACUAACAACUUUACUUUAGAAACUACACAUCAUAAUACUUGAAUCUAGAUUCAUUGUUUUUUAAACUAGUUGAAAUUGAGUAAGAUAUUUGUAUGUGUUGUUGGGUUGACCCUUGUCUGUAUAGGUGCUAAAGGACGACACUCAGAAAAUUGAAGAAUUAAAUAAGUUGUGUAACUUAUUAAGUUUAGCAAUCUAGGACUGUUGCUUUGAAGUCAAAAUAAAGUAUUUAUUUGGCUUGAUCUGAAACUAUAGCAUAAUUAUGAAUCAUAAAUCCUUAGUUUAACCCCAAAUCUUGCAAGUAUUUUGUUAUUUAUAUUUUGUUGAAUUUAAUAUAUAAUUUUGUUAUUGUAUUCAACCACAUCAGUGUCCCUGUGUCAAGGAAGCUGAUCAUUCCAAUAACCACAUUGUUUCGUUCAGAAGGGUCUAUAUCCUUUUCAUUAUCAACAGUUAACUCAUAAUAUUGAAAAUAUGCAGAAAUAGCUGUCUAAUAAAGAUUUAUACCAAAAUGUCAGUGUUUUAUGAUUCUGAUGUUAAUUCCACUUAAUCUGGGUUUAAAAACAUUUCUCUGUUUCUCCAGAUCAACCGACCCGUCAAAAACCUAUGACGAAGAAAUAUCUGUGAAUUCUUUUCUGAGGCUUUUAUAAUCAUAACAUUGUUAUUUUGCUGUCAUCACAGGCCUAUAAAGCAGUGGUGGGUCCAGGUGGGGUCCCUAAAUAACAAUAUUAAAUAAAUCACUUAGGUAUUCUUCUUCUAUGAAACAUGUAAAUUUCAUUAAUUGGGGCUAUACUGCAAUUUAGUGAAGUUGUUGCUGAUGAAAUUGAAUGUUAUACUGGGAUCCAGAUAAGAGACACAAAUCACCAUUGACAUCCCGAUUUUUCAAAAUUUUCUUGGAGGAUUGCGAGCACCCACUAACAAAAUAACCUGCGUCCGCCACUGCCAUAAAGUGUUUUUUAAUAAAUAUGCGUUAAGCUAUAAUUUGUUUAUCUUUUAAGCUUAAAAGCCUAGUUUUAAUUAUUCAUAAUAAUUAUUCAGCAUGACCAUACUCACAUUUAUAUCAUAAUUUUCUAUUCUAUCUGACUGUAUCUAUUUUAUUUUAAUAUAUUUGACCAUAUCUGUUUAUUUAAAUGUUAUAAAUUUUAUUUUGUUACUUGCAUAAUGUGACAGUCUCUUUCUGGGGAUAGCAGAGGACUCUACAAUAUUCACCUUCUCCAAGCUACUUUUUAGACAUCCGAUAAAGAUUUGGCAUACUAUUUCCAUUGUAUUUUGGCCAUUGUGAGAAAUAGAAAUGAAAUGGGGUUUAAUGUCCUACUGUUCUGCUCAGACUAGUCUAAUGAAGACGGACAUACGCCAUACAGUAUAGUAUGAGUGAAAUUUUGUCCGGAUAGCGGCACUACAGCCUACUCUUAUAUCGAAUACCAACUAAAAAGGGUUCUUUUACAGGCACACCAUUGUGUACACAGGACCUCAGUUUAAGUCCCAUCUGAAGAACUAUACAUUGUCCCUUGCUAAUAACCCGCCUUAAGAAGAAAUUAAUCAUCUAAAGAUUGUGUAAUUGUAAUAGUGAUUUUUAUGUAAUCUUUAUGGAAAUUCUGUAUCAGAAUGUAUACCAUCGAUCUGUUACUUACCUUUUCAAUCAGUUUUCCUUGUAAAAUAUGCUAAAAGAAUUUUAAUUUUGAAAGAUCUUAAAGGGGCAUUAGAACUUUUUGCUGGUCAGUAAAAUAAAAUAAAAUUAAAAUGGAUUUGACUUACGUGGUAGUUCAAGUUACAUUGUAUGCAAUAUUUGAGAAAAUCUGCUUUUCCAAGCUCCUGGAUUGUCGAUAAUUUAUCAAAUCUUGGGUUAUUUUGAAUGUGAUAUUAUGAAAUUAACUAUUUUUAUUUUCUUGUUGAAGGUUCCAAUUCCUCUUAAACAAGAUCCUAUUAAAAUGGGUAUUUCUGGCUCUCAGUCACACUUUUUGGGACACAAUAACUUUCCUUCUAAUUGAGCUAGAGUGUAGGUGUUUAUAGGGUGAAUGCCUUGGUGGAGUUUGAAGAUAAUCAUUUUCUGCUUAGAGUAAGCAGAGAUAAGCAAUUUGAUUGGUUGAUGCUUUGGAAAUCGAUAACUUUAGUUCUAAUUAAGCGAGAGUGAUGAAACUUGGUGUAUAGUUUCAUUACGCCAGUGCCUAAAGCAGAUCAAUAAACAAUUUGAUUGGUCGAGACUUUGGACACAAAAACUCUCCUUCUAAUUGAGGUAGAAUGCUCAAAAUUGGUGUAGGUGUUUAUUAGGUGAAUGCCUUGACAGAGUUCGAUCAUGCGCAUUUUCCACUAAGCCCAAGCAGAGAUAAGCAAUUUGAUUGGUUGAGACUUUGGAACACGAUAACUUUAGUUCUAAUUCGAUGAGAGCUAUGAAACUCUGAGUAUAGAUUCACUAUAUCAAUACAUUGACUAGGUUCGAUGAUGUGAAUUUUCUACUUAGGUUAAGUAGCGAUAAGCAAUUUCAUUGGUCGAUGCUUUGGAACAAGAUAACCUUGAGUCUAACUGAUAAUGGAGAGAGAUGAAACUUAGUGUAUAGUUUCACUACCAGGUACUUCAAAACUUGACUGAGUUUGUUCGUGAACAUUUUAUGCUUAUGUUUGAUUACUUAUAAUUUUGAAAAAGAUAAAUGUGCAAUUAAUUAAUAUGUAUCAUCUGUUUAUUUUGGGAUUUCGGCAGGGGACACCAGCCUCACUGUUGGCUUGCUAGCUUUAAGAGAGACUUGUUACUUGGUAUACUGAUUAACUGGUGUAUUGUAUAAAUAAUAACAACCUAAUUAAAACAAAA
Molecule: messenger RNA, 6951 nt
Organism: Patella vulgata (common limpet)
Lineage: Eukaryota; Metazoa; Mollusca; Gastropoda; Patellidae
Product: probable C-mannosyltransferase DPY19L1
Exons: 20
Coding region: 244-2385 (713 amino acids)
Cellular component (GO): nuclear inner membrane
Molecular function (GO): mannosyltransferase activity
Source: RefSeq, a predicted model, not a curated record